Molecule: messenger RNA, 2071 nt
Organism: Ceratitis capitata (Mediterranean fruit fly)
Lineage: Eukaryota; Metazoa; Arthropoda; Insecta; Diptera; Tephritidae
Product: UDP-glucuronosyltransferase 2A2
Exons: 2
Coding region: 135-1721 (528 amino acids)
Molecular function (GO): UDP-glycosyltransferase activity
Source: RefSeq, a predicted model, not a curated record
AAUUCAGUUAUCUGCCAUCCGUUCAAACGCUUAGAACGCUGAAAACGAACGCGUCGCAAAGAAUCGAGAAUUUAAUUGAAAUUAUUUGACUUCCAUUUAUAUUUCCCACCGCGUCUCCUCGUCUUGCCGCCGCAAUGUCGCCUUCAAUGUUGUGCACAUUGCUGUUGCUCAUCGGUUUGGCUGUUACGCGCUUCGAGACCGCACAAACCGCGCGCAUACUCGGCUUCUUUCCAUCACCCUCGAAAUCGCAUCUCAUCGUGCAUGCAGCGAUCGCCUCGCAGCUGGCGGAUGCCGGUCAUAACGUCACUGUGAUCACAAGCACAAAAAACGUCUAUCCCAAAGCCAAGUACGAGUACAUUCAAAUCGAUGAUACGAAAUUCGAUGUCUCGGUCAUGGCGGGCAUGGUGAAUGGGUCGAUGUCGUUCUUUAACAAGUACUCCAGCCUGUUUCGUUCACUCGCAUCCUCAGCGAAUGCCUCCAUCACACAUCCGCGUGUGCAACGCUUUCUACACGAACAUGGUCCUGGCGAUUUUGACUUGGUCAUUUUGGGUUAUUUUAUGAACGAGUUCCAUUUCGGUUUGGCCGCGCAUUUUCAAUGUCCGUUGAUUCUCUCAUUCAUGAUUCAACCUAUUGUGGCUAUCAAUGAUCUGGUAGGUAAUCCCAGCGAGAUGGCGUAUGUGCCCACGUUAAUGAGUAAUGAAAAACAGCCGAUGAAUUUUUGGGCACGUGUCAUAAAUUUUGCGAGUUUAGCACUGGAGAGAUAUGGCAUGCUAAAUUUGGCGCUUUCAUAUCAGUGGGAGCUAUACGACUACAACUUCCCGCCAGACCGCUAUCCUCCGCUGGAGGAAGUGCGCAAGAAUGUCUCACUCGUCUUCACUAAUCAUCACUUCAGUCAGGGUCCAAUACGCCCGAACGUGCCCAAUCUAAUCGAAAUCGGUGGCAUACAAAUUAAAGAGAAACCCGAUCCGCUACCAGCUGACAUUGCCAAGAUACUCGACGAAGCUAAAGAAGGUGCCAUCUACUUCAGCUUAGGCACUAACAUACAUGGUUCCCACUUAACCGAUGAGAAGUUAAAGAUCAUGUUCAAUGUCGUCUCAAAAUUACCCUACAAAGUGCUCUGGAAGUGGAAUGACUCCGAACGGCCAGGACAGGCGGACAAUAUUAUUUACCGUGAGUGGUUGCCACAAGACGACAUACUCGCACAUCCCAACAUCAAACUCUUCCUAACACACGGCGGCAUGGGUAGCGUUGUCGAGUCACAAUAUCACGGUGUACCCAUGGUUGGCAUACCGCUCUUCGGCGAUCAGCCAUCGAAUAUGGCGAAUGUUGAACGCUCCGGUUAUGGCCUCUCCGUGGACUAUAUAACACUCACCGAGGAGAGUCUCAGUACAGCCGUGCAAGAGGUGCUCAACAACCCCAAAUACAGAAAGACCGUGCAAGAUUUCUCACGCUUGUAUCGCGAUCGACCGAUGACACCGCGUGAGACUGUCGUCUACUGGGUGGAUUAUGUGCUGCGGCAUAACGGCGCCAAGCAUAUGCAAUCGCCGGCCGUGCAUAUGAAUCGUUGGCAGUUGAUGUCGCUGGAUGUAAUCGGUUUCCUGUUGGCGAUCGUAGUUGCGGUUGUGGCGGUUUUGGUGAAGAUCUGCAGACUGCUGUGCUGUCGCGGCAAGAAAGAGAAGCUCGCCGACGUUAAGGUGAAGAAAUCAAAGAAGAAUAAAUGAAGAAACAUUAGAAAUGCAGAGCAGAGAGUGCUUUGUGCUCUUAGAAAGAGCAGAAGAGAGGGAGAGUAGUAGAUGAUGACACAAAAGCUGUGAGUUUUAUUUACCUGAAGAAUGAACAAGAGAAAUCUUAUGCAAUUUAGUUAUCGAGAUUUCUAAUACCAAAUACUAAGUUUUAAGAGAGAAAUCAUUGAAAAUCCGCCUUUUUUUAUUUUAACUGCAUUUUAUAAGCACGAAUUUAUGUAAAUGCAUUGUUCUUAAUCAAGAAAAAAUAAAUAAAUAAAAUUAAAUCAAUACUACUUGAGAAUUUUAUGCGAGUCACCCGCUCAUAAGGUCGGCUCGACAGUUGUUAA